UGGGGUUUCAGGCAGAUUGUUACAAUUCUUCAGCAGAUUUGAGCACUGAUGCUUUUUAUGCCUGUUGCCCUUUUGAAACCAAUUUCGGUGUCUUUGCACUCAUACCGUAUAAAUAUAUGGUCUGCUCUGUUUUUUCCAGCGCUCGGUUCAGGUCUGGAUUACGACAGCAAUUUCCCUGCUCUGGGUCACCAGGAUCAGCUUCACUCAACACCACGGCCAUACAUAUAAUCCCAUCAGCCCCAGCAUGGAAGAAGAGGAUUUCAGGGUGACUAUGAAGACUCGGACAGAAGAUUAGGCCACUGGAUAUCUCAUUCCACUCCACAAAUGGAGAAGUCACGGUCUCAUGCAGGACAGAGGAAAAACAAACACAGGGCCUGAUGAUUUGACAAAAACACAUUCAGGAAAUUAUGGCAUCAGUUAUGCAGGAGAGUUUGAUCUGCCAGGGUAAAAAUGCAAUGAUCCAUGUAAGUGGCUGUGACAUUCGGCUGGUGUCUAAAAAGGGCCGUCUCUCACGCACACCUGCCCUCCAUCUGUUAUCAACAAAUGCUGAUGAUCCAGCUCAGCCCUCUGAGCGAGAAUCUGAGAAUCUCCCCCCGAGAUGCCCUCUAAAACUCACUCCACUAGAGCUCCCCCUAGAGGUGCAGCGGCAGAAGCUCAAAAGUGCUCAGGAGGCCAAAGCAGCAGGCUGUAAGUCGGAUGGGACGUAUCCGAGAAAAGCAAAAGUUUGUUGGCAGGACGGCCCAGACAAAUCGCCAGGACGCUCCCCGCUGAGUACCAUCACAGAGCCACACAAACCACAGCUACCUGUCAAUCAAUUCAAGCUUGCUUCUGAUAGGCUAGCGGGGAGAGAGGCAGAGCAUAUGGAAGGUAAUCCGACAGUCCACUCAACAUGUGCUCCCGAAAAUGUCUGCCAAUCAGAGCACGACAACAGCCAAUCAGCCGCUCCCGCUAAGAACCAGGAUGCUGUCAAGCGGCGCUUAAGACUACGAAGAACCGAUCGGCAAGAAGAGGAUCGAAGCAAAUCCAGCUCAUCAGCAGGUGGAUUAUCUGCUGAUGAGAGCAAACUGGCCUCAGCUGGCUCUGGCAAGGGUCAACACUCUGCUGAGAAGGCCCUUCGAGAUGCCAGCCGUGUGCUGGAAAAGGCAUCAUGGAGGAACCCGCGGGAACCCGGGACUGAGGCAGUGGGUAAAGUUGGGAGACAGAUGGCUGUUAAUGACAUUCCGGAAGCCGUACUCUGACUCUCUGACCUGAAGAGGAAGUGCAGCACGUGCUGUUGGGGUUAGAGACUUGAACAUGGCAUUAGAGUCAUGUUUAUGGAGGAUUUUCCCUCUUGGGUUAAGAUGGGAAAACAGCUGAGAUGAAGCCUGCAGUAAUGUAGAAAACAGCAUAACAUUACUGAUCUAAAUAUGGAUAUAUAAGGGAUUAUACUUUGAUGAUCUCAAAAUAAACUCAGA
Molecule: messenger RNA, 1454 nt
Organism: Carassius carassius (crucian carp)
Lineage: Eukaryota; Metazoa; Chordata; Actinopteri; Cypriniformes; Cyprinidae
Exons: 3
Coding region: 408-1238 (276 amino acids)
Source: RefSeq, a predicted model, not a curated record